AUGGCAGAAAUGCCCAGUCGAAUCCAUACAUAUAAAUUACCGCUCACACCGAUAGAAUCUACUAAAAUAAUUGAAAAUUAUGUUGUCGUUUGGUUUGGUAGAAACAUCGAUGAAGAUCAUAACUCAAUAAAUCAAAUUCGCCGUGUUGCUCAUUCGUUUCGAUUAUUUACUGAUAUUGAUGAACUUUUUGCGUUCAUUGUUAAACUAAACGACGAAAAAUUACUUUUAAUUUUGUCGGACCCAUCCGCUCAAAAAGUUGUUUCUAGCAUUCAUCAAACUUCUCAACUUAUUGCGGUCUAUAUUCUUUCUAAUGAUAGAUUAAAUGAUGAAUCAUGGAUAAAGCAAUUUGAAAAAAUACACGGCACAUUUACUCAUAUGGAAUCCAUAUGUGAAAAAUUAAAAGAUAAAUUAUUUUUGCCUGAGAAAGAUAUUAUACCGAUUGAAAUACUUGAUGCAACAACACUUCUUAUUCAAAAUUUAAUUAAAAAAAUUCUUCUUGAUGAAAUAGUUUAUCAUAAGAAAUCUAAAAAAAAACUUAUCAAAUACGCACGUCAACAAUAUGCUAACGAGUUAGAUACAAUUAAAGAAUUUGAAGAAAAUUAUAUUCCUUCAAAAGCCAUCUGGUGGUAUACAAGAAAAUGUUUUCUCUAUGUUGCAAUGAAUAACGCUUUUCGCACACACGAUAUAGAACUAAUCAUUAAAAUGGGCUUCUUUAUUCGAGAUCUUCAUCGACAAAUCAAUCAAUCCGCUGAUGAAAUUGAUAAUCAAACUGAGACGAUUGUUUACCGAGGUCAAGGAAUAUCAGAACAUGACUUAGAUAUGCUAAAAACUAAGAAGAAUGGGUUGCUUUCGUUUAAUAAUUUUCUUUGGACAAAUACUAAUCGAGAUACAUCAUUACAUUUUGCAUAUUCUGCCAGAAAUAAUCCGGAUCUAAUUGGAGUUUUAUUUCAAAUGAAAAUCAAUUCAUCGAUAAAAUCUAUUUCAUUAGAAAAAUUAAGUUACGAUUUAAAUUCUGAAAGUGGAAUUUUAUUUUCGAUCUACACUUUAUUUCGUAUUGAUGAAAUCAAACAAGUUGACGAUAAAAUUUGGGAAAUAAAUUUAAUAUUAAUCAAUGACAAUGAUCAACAAUUACAAGAGUAUGUUCAAUCUGUAGAACGCAUUGAAGAAAAAACAGCAUGGCAACAGUUAGGUUUCUAUUUUAUUCAAAUCAAUGAAUUCGAUACAGCUGAAUUGCUGUAUAAAAUCUUACUGCAAUCCAAUGCAACUGACGAUUCAGAACAGUUAGCUAUACUAAAUGAACGACUUGGAUUUCUCUAUAAUAAAAAGAAUAAUUUAAUAGAUUCACUUCUACACUAUAAAAAAUCAUUAGAGAUCUAUUUAACUAUUUCAUUAUCAGAUGAUUCUAGUCUCUAUUCAAUUUACUUAAAUAUUGGCAAUCUUUUUCAUAAGCAAAAUAAUUUAAAUGAAGCAAUGGAAAAUUAUAAAUGUGCAUUAAAUAUUAUACUUCAUUCAUUAAAAAUUGAUUCGAUAAAAGUAGCUACAGUUUAUUAUCAUAUAGCUGAAAUAUAUAAUGCACAAGGAUUAUUUAGUGAAGCUAUUCAAAACUAUCAAUCAUCCUUAGAAAGUGAACUUAAAAUUGCUCCACAACGACACUUACCACUAGCUAAUACUUACAAUAGAAUCGGUGCAGCUUUCUAUCAAAUGAAUGAUUUUAUUACAGCAUUUUCUUAUUAUGGAAAAGCACUUAAAAUUCAAAAGAAAUAUCUUUCGCCGAAUCAUUCAACGUUAGCCGAAACCAAUUAUCAUAUUGCUAUGACGUUCGCUGGUUUACAACAAUAUAGAAAAGCUAUUGAAUAUGCAGCACUAGCUGUUAAUAUUGCUCGACAUUCACUUGAAUCUAAAGAUGAUCGUAUACGAUUAUAUGAAGAUUAUCUUCAUGAACUUCAAGAAAAACCUUUAAUUGGUGUUCUACCAAAAAAUGGUUCUGUUCAUGAAUAA
This is a messenger RNA of Rotaria socialis, 1998 nucleotides long. Lineage: Eukaryota; Metazoa; Rotifera; Eurotatoria; Philodinida; Philodinidae. The record is from the annotation of a GenBank genome assembly.